GGGAAGCCAGCAUCUGCUCACUGCAGAGCCUUUCAUUGAUAAAGUAACAGAGGUGUGAGGCACAGGACUGCAGCUGGACACAUCACCCACUCUUCAUCAUGCACCCACACACACACUUCCUGAAGCUUCCUCAGAGCAUUCACCUACAAUGCACCUCGACUAACUGCACCACUAAGGACACGCACUUACACAGAGUUAUCACACAGUGAUAUGAUUUUAUGGAGCCAUGCAACAACAACAUCACAGACUCGUCCUUCUCAUCUCACCAUCCUGGUUUUGGGAAUGAAAGCUUAGUUUAGAGUAAAGGGACACCUGUAACUGAGGAGUAACUUGGUGCAUCUAAUCUGGGACCAGGCAUUGGAGGAGUCUUCCUAAAAAAAAGGGCUGCAGUGGAUUCAGAGGAACCAGCCAACACAGCAGCAUAAAGCUCCUUGCCAGUCCAUCCGUCACCCUGGGAUCUACAGAGGCAAGCGGGGUGCCGGUGUCGGCCAUGAAGCUGGUGAACGGGGGAGGAGGAGGUGGUGGUGGGGGAGGUGGAGGAGGAGGGGGAGAGAAAACUGCCUUCUCCUUUAAGAAGUGCUCAGCUUUCCAGUUUGUCAAGAGAAAGGUGAGAAGAUGGAUGAGGAACCCCAAGGUGAGCGUGGAGAAAGCCCAGGGGAAAGGUCACCUUUAUCCUUGUCCAAAGUGUCCACUGACUAAUGACUUGUGGUACUCACACUUCCCCUCACCUUAUGGCUGUUGUCACUACACGGGCCUGCAAGGUGCCCAGUAUUACCAUCAGGAGCCAUGCUCACCUUGCACUGCAAGUGGGCAAACCAGCGGGCAUGAGAAAAGCAAAGGCUGUAAGGUCAGGAAGUGGAAGAUGCUGGCUCGACAUCAUAAUGAUAAUACGAGCAAACAGAAGGAGACGGAGUCAGACAUCCACCUGGGAGGCUGUCAGUGCUGGGGACUUCACACCUCACCUCUUCUGGCCAGCCCGGUGAUGCUAGAGUGCUCCAUCUGCAGCGGGCCCUAUAUUAGCUAUGCCCUGGAGGAUACCUGGCAGCCACGUCAACGCACACAGGCAAUGGACCUUUAUUACCACAAUGAGUCAGACUCUGACAACUACUGUUGCCCUGGCGACAACACUUUUAUGAAACAAAGGAGGAUGGGUCUGAACGACUUCAUUCAGAGGCUUGCCACGAACUCCUACGCCUGCAAGCAUCCUGAAGUUCAGUCUAUUCUAAACUUGGGUGCACCGCAGGACGCUGAGCUCAUGAACGCAAACCCUUCUCCUCCUCCCAGUCCAUCCCAACAGAUCAACCUUGGUCCCUCAUCCAAUCCCUCAGCCAAACCCGGUGAUUUUCACUUCCUCAAAGUGAUUGGCAAGGGCAGCUUUGGGAAGGUGCUGCUCGCACGCCAUCGCACAGAUGACCAGUUUUACGCUGUUAAAGUCUUACAGAAAAAGGCCAUUCUCAAGAAGAAGGAGGAGAAACACAUCAUGUCAGAGAGGAAUGUACUGCUCAAGAAUGUUAAGCACCCAUUCUUGGUUGGUCUUCACUACUCUUUUCAAACAGCUGACAAACUAUAUUUUGUCUUGGACUACAUCAAUGGAGGGGAGUUGUUCUACCAUCUGCAGAGGGAGCGCUGCUUCCUGGAGCCCAGAGCCAGGUUCUAUGCGGCAGAGAUUGCCAGUGCAUUGGGAUACCUGCACUCCCUCAACAUCGUCUACAGAGACCUGAAGCCAGAGAACAUCCUGCUGGACUCACAGGGACACAUCAUUCUCACAGAUUUUGGUCUCUGCAAGGAAAAUAUUGAGCCUAACGGGACAACUUCGACUUUCUGUGGUACACCUGAGUAUUUGGCUCCUGAGGUGCUACACAAGCAGCCAUAUGACAGAACAGUAGACUGGUGGUGCUUAGGAGCUGUUCUCUAUGAGAUGCUGUAUGGCCUGCCUCCGUUUUACAGCCGCAACACAGCAGAGAUGUAUGACAACAUCCUGAACAAGCCGUUGCAGCUGAAACCAAACAUUUCCAAUGCAGCGAGACACCUGCUGGAGGGCCUUCUGCAGAAAGACCGCACCAAGAGACUGGGCUGCACAGAGGACUUUACUGAAAUUAAGAACCACAUAUUCUUCUCCCCCAUUAACUGGGAUGACCUGAAUGCCAAGAAGACCACCCCUCCCUUCAACCCCAAUGUGACGGGCCCCAAUGACCUACGGCACUUUGAUCCAGAGUUCACAGAUGAACCGGUUCCCAGCUCCAUCGGCUGUUCCCCAGACAGCGCCCUCUUCACAGCCAGCAUUAAAGAGGCAGCCGAGGCCUUUGUGGGCUUCUCUUACGCCCCAUCUAUGGACUCCUACCUAUAGGAUUUAAACACUGGCACUCGAUAUGGACAGCAGUUUAGACCUACUGGAUCUGAAAUGUGCCAUGUCAACGGACUUGCAUCUUGACCCCACCCAACGUUCCCCAUCAGAAUGGACAUUUCCAAACCAAAACCCUGCAAGAGCUCCUCACCUACAUCUGUACUUGCCAUAUUCUCUUCUACUCUUGAAUGCAUUUUACACACUUGCUACAAGAGGAUGUCUGUCGUAAUUAAUGACUAGCUGGGAUAGUAAUAGUCCAUUUCACCUUGAUUUACCAACCGCAAUCUAGAUCCUUUUUAAAUCUUCAUCUUCCCAUCUCUUAAAUGAAAGUGGAGGCUUUUUUUUUUUUUUUUUUGCACAUAGCUAAGGCAGCUUAACAGCUCCCCUCCAACCUGAAGCCACAACUGACAAGCACACACAAAAACUUCCACCUUUUGUCAAAAGAGAACAGCUGGACCGUACUGUCACAGCCUUGGAAAAGAAUCCUAUUUUCAUCCAAGUAGCGAAACUUCUUCCCCCAGCCACCCACGGGGAAGCUGCCUGAUGAGUCUGAAUGAGUAUCUUGGAGAUAGCAUUCAUUUUGGUGCUUUAGUUUCUUCUCAUUUACUGUCUGUGUGUCUGAAAGUUAACAGAAGCUGAUUGUUACAGAGGAGGAGGGGUGGGGGGGUGUUUACUUUCUCUCAAAUGUGCCUUUAUUUUGUUUCUCCCCAUCAGAACUUACAUCAUUUGGGUUUUUCUAUGUCAACAUUAACAUUUACAGUCUUAUCCAUGUGACUGUAAGUGGAAUUGUUUUACUCUUUUAUUAUGAUUAUUAUUAUUAUUAUUAUUAUUAUUAUUAUUAUUAUUAUUAUUAUUAUUAUUAUUAUUAUUAUUAUAAGUCACCCGAGGAUGUAGCACUAAAUCAGUACCCAUGUUCAGUCCUGAACAUGUGAGACGUAGAGACUCAAAUGAUGUUUCAUAUCCUCAUUUGCACAUUAAUGCUGAUAGAGAGAUGGAAAGAGAGCACUGCUGCUAGGUGAGAAUGAGAGGGAUAUGUUGAGAAGUAUUUCUGUAGUUUUGCUUGCCAGCUGCAUCCCCCUCAUAUAGUCUUCCAUUCGCCUCACAUUGAUGUAACGGCAGCCUGCAGACAGGCUGACAACAUUGAAACUGAACAUUCCACUUUAAUAUUGCUGUAAUGCAGUUUGACGGUAUUUAAGUUUGUUUGUAUAUUUGGAGUUACGUGUACUAGUUUUAAUGUUUAUUGAACAAGAAAAAACAACUAAAGGUAUGCUUAAAUAUGUGUAUGUAACAAUUCAUGUGAAAUGUACUGUAAAUUGUAAAAUUGUUUAUGUGACCAUGUUUGGUUUACAAUAAAAAUUUAACUUUAUUACACAUUA
Molecule: messenger RNA, 3720 nt
Organism: Melanotaenia boesemani (Boeseman's rainbowfish)
Lineage: Eukaryota; Metazoa; Chordata; Actinopteri; Atheriniformes; Melanotaeniidae
Gene: sgk1
Product: serum/glucocorticoid regulated kinase 1
Exons: 14
Coding region: 491-2347 (618 amino acids)
Biological process (GO): protein phosphorylation
Molecular function (GO): ATP binding; protein serine/threonine kinase activity
Source: RefSeq, a predicted model, not a curated record